Messenger RNA from Colletotrichum truncatum, 492 nucleotides. RefSeq names its product extracellular solute-binding protein family 1. Gene Ontology annotation, molecular function: thiamine binding; thiamine pyrophosphate binding. Lineage: Eukaryota; Fungi; Ascomycota; Sordariomycetes; Glomerellales; Glomerellaceae. The record is from RefSeq and is a predicted model, not a curated record. Gene Ontology annotation, biological process: thiamine transport. Gene Ontology annotation, cellular component: outer membrane-bounded periplasmic space.
AUGCAGCAAUACGGUUACAGCUGGUUCGAGAACCUCCUUACCCAGAACCCUCGCUGGGUUCGCGGCACUGCUACACCUACGACCGUGAUGGGACAGGCCAACAACUCCUACGCUGUCACCUUCACCGGCAGUGUCGGUAUGAUACCCUCGGCUCCUUACAACAUCUCCAUCCCCAAGAAUGGUUUCUUCGUCACCUGGGGCCAGCGCGGCGCCAUCUUGAAGGAUGCUCCCCACAAAGAGGGUGCCAAGCUUCUGCACAACUUCCUACUCAGCGAUGAGUAUCAAAACCCGAACGUCACAGGUUCCUGGAGCGUCCGUCGUGACAUCCCUCCCCCGACUGGUUUCCCCGACCUCAUGGAAAUCAACUCCACCAACCCUAUCGACUUUGAGCGAUUCAUGGCGAACCGCGAGCGUGUUGAGAGACUGAAGCUCUUCUUCGAAGACAAGAUUGGUUCAGCCCAAGGUGUCAGCCCUCUGAUUGACGAUCUGUAA